AUGGGCUGCGCCCCCAGCAUCCACGUCUCGCAGAGCGGCGUGAUCUACUGCCGGGACUCCGACGAGUCCAACUCGCCCCGCCAGACCACCAGCGUGUCGCAGGGCCCCGCGGCCCCCCUGCACGGCCUCUUCGUCCAGACCGACGCCGCCGACGCCAUCCCCCCGAGCCGCGCAUCCUGGCCCCCCGGUGCCGCCCGCGGCCGCAGGGCCCGCGGUGAGCUGGGCAGCGGCAGCAGCGCAGGCUCCACGGCCCCCGCGGCGACCACCUGCAGGGGCCGGAGUCGCCACUGCUGCAGCAGCGCGGAGGCCGAGACCCAGACCAGCUACACCAGCGUCAAGCAGGUCUCUUCGGCAGAGGUACGCAUCGGGCCCAUGAGACUGACGCAGGAUCCUAUCCAGGUUUUGCUGAUCUUUGCAAAGGAAGACAGUCAGAGUGAUGGAUUCUGGUGGGCCUGUGACAGAGCCGGUUACAGAUGUAAUAUUGCUCGGACUCCGGAGUCAGCCCUGGAAUGCUUUCUAGAUAAACAUCAUGAGAUUAUUGUGAUUGACCACAGACAAACUCGAAACUUUGAUGCAGAAGCAGUGUGCAGGUCGAUCCGGGCCACAAAUCCCUCGGAGCACACGGUGAUUCUUGCGGUGGUUUCACAAGCAUCCGGCAACUAUGAAGAGGCCUCGGUCCUCCCUCUUCUGCACGCAGGCUUCAACCGGAGAUUUAUGGAGAAUAGCAGCAUAAUUGCUUGCUAUAAUGAACUGAUUCAAAUAGAACAUGGGGAAGUUCGCUCACAGUUCAAGUUAAGGGCCUGUAAUUCAGUGUUCACAGCAUUAGACCACUGUCACGAAGCCAUAGAAAUCACAAGCGAUGACCACGUGAUUCAGUAUGUCAACCCAGCCUUCGAAAGGAUGAUGGGCUACCACAAAGGUGAGCUCCUGGGGAAAGAACUCGCCGAGCUGCCCAAAAGUGACAAGAACCGGGCGGACCUUCUUGACACCAUCAACACCUGCAUCAAGAAGGGCAAGGAGUGGCAGGGGGUUUACUAUGCCAGACGGAAAUCCGGCGACAGCAUCCAACAGCAUGUGAAGAUCACUCCAGUGAUUGGCCAAGGAGGGAAAAUUAGGCAUUUUGUCUCCCUCAAGAAACUGUGUUGUACCACUGACAAAAAUAAGCAGAUUCACAAGGUUCAUCGUGACUCAGGAGAUAAUUCUCAAACAGAGUCUCAUUCAUUCAGACACAAGAACAGGAGGAAAGAGUCCAUUGAUGUGAAAUCAAUAUCAUCUCGAGGCAGUGAUGCACCAAGCCUACAGAAUCGUCGCUAUCCAUCCAUGGCAAGGAUCCAUUCCAUGACCAUCGAGGCUCCCAUCACAAAGGUUAUAAAUAUAAUCAAUGCAGCCCAAGAAAACAGUCCUGUCACAGUAGCAGAAGCCUUGGACAGAGUUUUAGAAAUUUUACGGACCACAGAACUGUACUCCCCUCAGCUGGGUACCAAAGAUGAAGAUCCCCACACCAGUGAUCUCGUGGGAGGCCUGAUGACUGAUGGCUUGAGAAGGUUGUCAGGAAACGAGUAUGUGUUCACUAAGAAUGUGCCCCAGAGUCACAGUCACCUUGGGAUGCCAGUAACCAUCAACGAUGUCCCCCCUUCUAUCGCUCAAUUACUUGAUAAUGAGGAAAGCUGGGAGUUCAACAUCUUUGAAUUGGAAGCUGUGACACAUAAAAGGCCAUUGGUUUACCUGGGCUUAAAAGUCUUUUCCCGGUUUGGAGUAUGUGAAUUUUUACACUGUUCUGAAACUACCCUUCGGGCCUGGCUCCAAGUGAUUGAAUCCAACUACCACUCCUCCAAUGCUUACCACAACUCCACUCAUGCCGCUGAUGUCCUGCACGCCACUGCCUUCUUCCUUGGAAAAGAAAGAGUGAAGGGAAGCCUCGAUCAGCUAGAUGAGGUGGCUGCCCUGAUUGCUGCCACAGUCCAUGACGUGGAUCACCCAGGAAGGACCAACUCUUUCCUGUGCAACGCAGGCAGUGAACUCGCCGUGCUCUAUAAUGACACUGCUGUCUUGGAGAGUCACCACACAGCCCUGGCCUUCCAGCUCACGGUCAAGGACAGCAAAUGCAACAUUCUCAAGAAUAUUGACAGGAACCAUUAUCGAACACUGCGCCAGGCUAUUAUUGAUAUGGUUUUAGCAACAGAGAUGACAAAACACUUUGAACAUGUGAACAAAUUUGUGAACAGCAUCAACAAGCCAAUGGCAGCUGAGAUUGAAGGCAGUGACUGUGAAUGCAACCCUAUUGGGAAGAACUUUCCUGAAAAUCAAAUCCUGAUUAAGCGCAUGAUGAUUAAGUGUGCUGACGUGGCCAAUCCAUGCCGCCCCCUGGACCUAUGUAUCGAAUGGGCCGGAAGGAUCUCCGAGGAGUACUUUGCACAGACUGAUGAAGAGAAGAGACAGGGGCUACCUGUAGUGAUGCCAGUGUUUGACCGGAAUACCUGUAGCAUCCCCAAGUCCCAGAUCUCCUUUAUUGACUACUUCAUAACAGACAUGUUUGAUGCUUGGGAUGCCUUUGCACACCUGCCAACCCUGAUGCAACAUUUGGCCGAUAACUACAAACACUGGAAGACGUUAGAUGACCUAAAGUGCAAAAGUCUGAGGCUUCCAUCUGACAGCUAA
Messenger RNA from Mesoplodon densirostris (Blainville's beaked whale), 2658 nucleotides. It is a transcript of the gene PDE8B, whose product is annotated as phosphodiesterase 8B. Gene Ontology annotation, biological process: signal transduction. The coding region runs from base 1 to 2658 and encodes 885 amino acids. The transcript is spliced from 22 exons. Lineage: Eukaryota; Metazoa; Chordata; Mammalia; Artiodactyla; Ziphiidae. The record is from RefSeq and is a predicted model, not a curated record. Gene Ontology annotation, molecular function: 3',5'-cyclic-AMP phosphodiesterase activity.